Amoebophrya sp. A120 is the source of this 1400-nucleotide messenger RNA. Lineage: Eukaryota; Dinophyceae; Syndiniales; Amoebophryaceae. The record is from the annotation of a GenBank genome assembly.
UGAAGGUUCCAGUAGAUUUGGUGUCGGGAUAAUCAUCAGGAAGACCUUAUUUGCAAUUGCAAUUGCACUUUUGCCGCAGGCCGCACAACAAAGUCGGUUCUCUUCGUCCGCUCAGCUCAAGUAGGAAGAUUCGAUUCCACUCUCUAGAGGCAAUCUGGAGACGACCACAACAUCUUUUGCUUUUAAUCGAUUUUUGAUCCAUCUGCUACGUCUUUCGUUGGAAAAAACAAACGUUGGGCGUUUGAAAACUGUAUCAUGGCGGAUGGCGAAGCCGUGUUGGCUAAAAUCGUUCUUCUAAGUUGGUGGUGAGUACUUACCAUCAACAGCUAACGAACAUCUUCUGCGCGACCGAUUCGCUUGGACGACCAGCACGGCUCUGCCACCUUGGAAAUGCGUCUCUCCCUGCCCUCCCGAUCCUCCACCUCCUCUCGCUCGCUUUUUCGGUUUUCCAAACCCGCCCUCGGUUCCGGCCAGCGUCCGGGCGCCCCCGGGCAAAAGUAUGAGGUCUUCCACCCGCCGGUGCCCACGAAGAUAAAAGCGCUGCCGUUGAAGAAGGCGGUGCUCGACCCAGGCCGGGGGAAGUACAUUCCGAAGAAUUUCCAGAUGCAAAGUCAGAUGGAAGCAAUCAGGAGCGGGGAGUACCUCGGACCUGACUACCCGUACAACUUCCUCGGAAUGCCUAUGUGGGGACACAGAAGGUAUACGUAUAGAAAAAAAACGAGCAGCACCCUGAUAGAUGCCCCCUUAGUACUACACAGAAAGAACAGCGUUUUCACGAGCAGCGAGAAGAAGUAAAACGAAGGAGGUGGAACGUCCAUGCCUACUGUAAUGAGAUCAACACUUUAAUCUAGGUACAAUGUGUCGUAUCACGACAUUCCGAUGGAUGAGUCCGGGGAAAUCGGGGUGCAGUACCACUCCCAGGUCGACCUGUGGUGCGUGCAGUGGCACGAACGCGGGCGGCACCGCCAGCGGGUUUUCCGCGCGCAGUUCAAUUUCAUGGAGGCCAAAUACAAGGCGGAGGCCUUUCGCCGCAUGCUGGAGUCCACCGGGCGGGUGGACAACUGCAUGACGGCCCGGCACAAGGCGGUCAUCUUCGACCAAAAAGAGAAGAUGAGCCGGCUGAAGCGGAAGCUGAUGGCAAAGGAGGCACACAUCCGCGCCUUCGGCAAGGCGGGCCACACCCUGCGCGGGAAGUGGGCGCAUCGCCCGCGGGGGGAAAAGCCGGGGCUGAAGAAGAAGCGCGGGGCACACUACCCGAAGUGGUCGUAGGAGGUUUAGUGCAACGACUGCUCAAUGAAUACGCUGCAGAAGGAAUUUUUUUCAGGAGAAAAUAACGAUGCGUGUACUUCUACUUCCCAGUAACCAGCCUGACGUGCUGCUGGUGCUGCGCUAAAGAACAU